This is a messenger RNA of Babesia microti strain RI, 1440 nucleotides long. RefSeq lists its product as hypothetical. Gene Ontology annotation, cellular component: nucleolus. The record is from RefSeq and is a predicted model, not a curated record. Gene Ontology annotation, biological process: maturation of LSU-rRNA from tricistronic rRNA transcript (SSU-rRNA, 5.8S rRNA, LSU-rRNA). The transcript has a single exon. Bases 1 to 1440 code for a protein of 479 amino acids. Lineage: Eukaryota; Apicomplexa; Aconoidasida; Piroplasmida; Babesiidae. Gene Ontology annotation, molecular function: ATP binding; nucleic acid binding.
AUGUUAGUGUCAACAUGUAGAAUAUUAGCUAAUUCGUUCAGAAACACCUACACAUUUAAACAUUUUUUUAGUACAAAUAUAGAUGCUAAAAUCCGUGAAAAGAUACCGCUGGAUCUAGUCUUGCCAAGUGAUAUUUCGGAAUCUCUUACUCUAUGCAACAUCAAUCAACUAUAUCCAAGCCAAUAUAUAAUAAUUAAAAAUUUUACAAAGCACCACAGAUCAAUAUUUUGCGCUAAGAAUGGCAGUGGUAAAACUACUGGAUUUGCAAUAUCCCUGUUAACUCAAGAUUUAGACAAGCCUGCAAUUGUAACUACGGUUAGUGACAAAAAAGCACAGGAUUUAGCUAGGUUUUUAAUGAAAGUAUCUCCGACCAUAAAAAUCAACUUAUUCCAGACAUCCACCAGUUUCUUGAAGCAGGACCAUAAAUCAGGUCACUCUUCAAAUGUUGUUAUUGGAACUAUACCAAAGUUGGUCAAUUACCUCCAAUCAGCACAAUCGCUAAGUGUAAUUGUGUACGAUGAUUUACACUUAGAAAUUAAUAAAUCCAUACAAGAGGGAAUUGAUAACCUUGCACGAUUAAGGAGGAUUAUCUGUGAACGUUUUGCUGAUAAACCCAUUGAGGUAGCUAUGAUUUCUGCGAUAAAUGAAAAUAGUUUGGUAUAUUUAAAUGAAAAAUUAACUGGAUUUUACCAAUAUGAUCUAGAUAAUGGCACAUCCCAAUUAAUCUCUGGGAAUGUAAACAACGACGCGGUGCCACUUAAGGCUGAAUUUGGAUACGAUUUUGAAAUGCAAACAAUAUUCUACAAAUAUAACCCCCGAAAUAUUGAACAUUUAGUUUGCAAGGUUAGUGCAGUUGGGUUUGGGCACAAAUUACAUAUUUUAUAUCAUUUGGUCAGGUUAUACUCUGCUCAGAGCAAAUGCCUAGUUUAUGUAAAGAAUAGGCAUCAAGCUAGAGUUAUUGCCAACAAAUUUACUAAUGCUUGUAGACUCGGUCGUGAUUUGUCAAAGAGUACCAGGGGAAGCAUGCUUGAAGAUUUUAUCAGGGGCAAUAAAAACAUAUUCAUCGCAACCAGUACCAAAUAUUCAAAGGAUUUAUCCCGAGUUUCACAGUACAUAAUCAACAUAUCUCCGAUGUCCCCUAGUGCGUACAAGGCUAAAACAAUUAAUUUUAAGGGAAAAUGCAUUACAUUAUAUGACAAAACGGAAUAUCCACUUGUAGUGGAUCUAAUUAGGAAUCUGAAAAAAACGUUCAAAGUUUACGUAGCUCCAACAAAUACCGAAAUUGAGAAAGUAUCUCUAGAAAAUAUUACGAAGGAACUGAUUUCUAAUGUAAAAAAUAUAGAGAAAAAUCCAUUGCAUACGGAAAUAGCCUCCAAACUAGUUGAUAAACAUGGCCCACUCAUACUAGCUUCAUUACUCAACCGACUAUGCAAUUCCUGA